Molecule: messenger RNA, 1008 nt
Organism: Saccharomyces kudriavzevii IFO 1802
Lineage: Eukaryota; Fungi; Ascomycota; Saccharomycetes; Saccharomycetales; Saccharomycetaceae
Gene: HIS2
Product: histidinol-phosphatase
Exons: 1
Coding region: 1-1008 (335 amino acids)
Biological process (GO): L-histidine biosynthetic process
Cellular component (GO): cytoplasm
Molecular function (GO): histidinol-phosphatase activity
Source: RefSeq, a predicted model, not a curated record
AUGCACUCACAUCAUUCACACUCUGGUGACUACUGUGCCCAUGGUGUAGACCCUUUGAACUCCAUGAUUGAUCGAGUCAUCAAUCUAAACUUCCAGACGUACUGCCUGACAGAGCACAUACCAAGAGUUGAGUCCAAGUUCAUAUACCCCGAAGAAUUGGCAUUGGGCAAGACUUCUGACGAUAUUAUAACAAGUCUAGAAACAUCGUUCAAGAAUUUUAUGAGUCAUGCGCAAAAGAUCAAAGCUCGUUAUGCUGGCAAGCCAGACGUACGGACCAAGUUCAUUAUAGGGACUGAGAUCGAAAGCUGCGACAUGGUCCACAUCGAAUAUGCCAAGAGAGUCAUGAGGGAGAAUAGCGAUAUUCUGAAGUUUUGUGUGGGCUCAGUUCACCACGUCAACGGGAUCCCCAUCGAUUUCGACCAGGAGCAAUGGUACAAUUCAUUACAUUCAUUCAAUGAUAACCUGAAGGACUUUUUGCUGUCCUACUUCCAAUCGCAGUACGAAAUGCUCACCAAUAUUGAGCCAUUGGUUGUAGGUCACUUCGACCUUUUCAAGCUUUUCCUGCCCAAUGACAUGCUGGUAAACCAGAAAUCCGGCCAAUGCAACGAGGAAACCGGGGUUCCCGUAGCUUCACUGGACGUCAUCAAUGAAUGGCCUGAAGUGUACCAUUCAGUGGUAAGAAAUUUACAGUUCAUAGACUCCUAUGGCGGUGCCAUUGAAAUCAAUACAUCCGCACUAAGAAAGGGCCUCAAGGAGCCGUACCCUAGCAAAACCUUAUGCGAUCUUGUCAAGAAGCACUGCGGAUCCAGAUUUGUUUUGAGUGAUGACGCACAUGGUGUGGCGCAGGUGGGUGUGUGUUACGACAAGGUAAAGAAGUACAUAGUAGACGUUCUACAGCUUGAACACAUCUGCUAUCUUGAAGAGUGCCAACCACCGCAGAAUGGGAUAUCCCUAAAGAAACUACCGAUUACGCGCUUCGUUAAUGAUCCCUUCUGGACCAAUAUUUAG